Messenger RNA from Lathyrus sativus (Indian pea), 1254 nucleotides. NCBI's taxonomy places the organism in Eukaryota, Viridiplantae, Streptophyta, Magnoliopsida, Fabales, Fabaceae. The record is from the annotation of a GenBank genome assembly.
AUGAGUUCAGGAAGCAGCAAAGAUAAAGAAAAGGCGAGAGUGAGCCGCACCUCACUCAUACUAUGGCACGCUCACCAAAACGACGUCGCUGCGGUUCGGAAGCUUCUUCAAGAAGAUCCUUCGCUUGUCAAUGCUACCGAUUACGAUAACCGCACUCCGCUUCAUGUCGCUUCUCUCCAUGGAUGGGCCGAGGUUGCUAAAUGCUUGAUCGAAUUCGGCGCCGAUGUCAACGCGCAAGAUCGUUGGAAGAACACCCCUUUGGCUGAUGCAGAAGGAUCUAAGAGGAGUAAUAUAAUCGAGCUUUUGAAAUCGCAUGGAGGAUUGUCUUAUGGUCAAACUGGAAGCCAUUUUGAACAUAGGGCGGUUCCGCCACCGUUGCCUAACAAGUGUGAUUGGGAAGUUGAUCCUUCUGAGCUUGACUUCUCAAGUUCUGCGCGUAUUGGAAAGGGAUCUUUCGGUGAAAUUUUGAAAGCCCAUUGGCGCGGAACGCCAGUUGCUGUCAAGCGCAUUCUUCCAUCUCUUUCAGAAGAUAGAAUGGUGAUUCAAGACUUUAGGCAUGAGGUCAAUUUGUUGGUGAAGCUUCGACAUCCCAAUAUAGUUCAGUUUCUUGGAGCUGUUACAGACAGGAAGCCCCUCAUGUUAAUUACUGAGUAUCUAAGAGGGGGUGAUCUUCACCAGUACCUCAAAGAUAAAGGUUCACUUAAUCCUUCAACAGCUAUCAACUUUUCCAUGGAUAUUGCCAGAGGAAUGGCCUAUCUUCACAAUGAACCAAAUGUUAUAAUUCAUAGAGACCUAAAGCCAAGAAAUGUUCUUUUAGUCAACUCUAGUGCUGACCAUUUAAAAGUUGGAGAUUUUGGAUUGAGUAAGCUUAUCACUGUCCAGAGUUCUCAUGAUGUAUACAAGAUGACUGGUGAAACUGGGAGCUAUCGCUAUAUGGCUCCGGAAGUUUUCAAACAUCGAAGGUAUGAGAAGAAGGUUGACGUCUACUCCUUUGCAAUGAUUUUGUAUGAGAUGCUUGAAGGUGAACCACCUUUUGCAAAUUAUGAACCUUAUGAUGGAGCAAAAUACGCAGCUGAAGGGCUCAGGCCUGUUUUUCGAGCGAAGGGUUAUAUCCCUGAGUUGCAGGAGUUAACGCAGCAGUGUUGGUCUGCUGAUAUGAAUCAAAGACCUCAUUUCAUAGAGAUCCUUAAGCGGCUUGAAAAGAUCAAGGAAAAUCUACCUUCAGAUCAUCAUUGGAAUUUGUUUGCUUCAUAA